AUGAGCAGCCCACGACGGAGAAUCGAGACAGACGUAGGUACUCACCCUCGGUGCUCUAGGCUUAUGAGUGACUACGAGGUCACACUUGUCAAUGAUAAUAGUAAGCAGGAGUUCUUCGUCCGGUUUAAGGGACCUGCGGAGACUCCAUUCGAAGGUGGCACCUGGAAGGUCCAUGUCGAGCUCCCGGACCAAUACCCUUACAAAUCCCCUAGCAUUGGUUUUGUGAACCGCAUCUUCCACCCGAACAUUGACGAAUUGUCUGGCUCGGUUUGCCUGGACGUGAUCAACCAAACUUGGUCCCCGAUGUUUGAUAUGAUCAACAUUUUCGAGGUCUUCCUUCCUCAGCUCCUUCGAUACCCGAACCCCUCAGAUCCGCUGAACGGAGAGGCGGCUGCCUUGAUGAUGAAGGAUAAGAAGAACUACGAAAUCAAGGUGAAGGAAUACGUCCAAAAAUACGCCAGUAAAGAUGCAGCGAACGAGGCUGGCGCGGAAAGUGAGGAUGACGACGACAUGUCGUCUGUGGGAAGCUUUGGGGACGAGGAAGACGAGCAACCCGCCGGGCGGCUGGAUGAUGUAUAA
This is a messenger RNA of Sodiomyces alkalinus F11, 579 nucleotides long. Its product is annotated as ubiquitin-conjugating enzyme. The transcript is spliced from 6 exons. Lineage: Eukaryota; Fungi; Ascomycota; Sordariomycetes; Glomerellales; Plectosphaerellaceae. The record is from RefSeq and is a predicted model, not a curated record. Gene Ontology annotation, biological process: protein polyubiquitination; ubiquitin-dependent protein catabolic process. Gene Ontology annotation, cellular component: nucleus. The coding region runs from base 1 to 579 and encodes 192 amino acids. Gene Ontology annotation, molecular function: ubiquitin conjugating enzyme activity.